ACAAGCGUCGUCCUACUCGUGUCGUGUCGUAACCUUCAUCAACUCAAAAAAAGAAAAAAAAAACUCGUCUUUUUGCAACCUUUCUCGGCGACAAGGGAGGGGAGGAAGGGAGGAAGAUGAAGUACCCGGUUGGGUUCCGCUUCGCCCCGACGGACGAGGAGCUGGUGGAGUACUACCUCCUGCCCCGGCUGCAGGGCCGGCAGCACGUGCCCAACCUCGCCAUCAUCCAGGACAACGUCUACCAGUGCCACCCGGACGACCUCGUCAACGGCAAGUACAAGGACAAGGGGCAGGACAACAACUGGUUCUUCCUGACGUCGAGGACCCGCAAGUACGUCAACGGCGGCAGGCCGGCCCGGACGACGGACGACGGCCGGGGGCGGUGGAAGGCGUCGACGGGCACCACGGAGGUCGUCGGCGCCACCGUCACGUACAAGGAGAGCGGCCUCGCCUACCAUGAAGGCCCCAUCAAGACCGAGAGGAAGACCAAGUGGCUCAUGCACGAGCUCACCGUCCCCGAGUACGAGAACAAGCUCGACAAGAGCGGUGUCGACCGGCCCAAAACCGAUACGCUGGACGAGUACGUCAUGUGCAGGAUCUACGUGACGCCGAGGAAGCGGAAAAGGAACGACGACGAGGCGGGCCCCAGCGGGACGCCGGAAGAAUUUACGUGUCUGCUGGCUGCGUCGCCGGAGCUCGGCCCGGUGGAGACGGCGGGGCCGAAGCUCUCGGAGCGACAGGCGGGCAAGAGGCCCGUCGAGCCGGAGCAGCCUCUGGACCGAUGCUUCGGACCACAAGACGGCAUGCAGGUGCGCCGUUUCGGGACUGCUACUGGGUACCCCCACGGUGGAACCGGGCUGACGACGAUGGCAUACAACCCCCAUACAUCAAUGGCGCGGCCGCCGGUGGCGUUCACCGGCCAGAUGCCCGCGUCCGGGGCCGCCGCACCUCCCCAUGGCUAUUUCGCCCCGGCAACGAUGAUGGGACGCCAUUUGGGCGCCCCGUCCAGCCAAGCGUUCGGACCACCGCUGGUGACUCUCGCGCGACGUCCACAGAUGAUGCAGAAGCAGCCGGAGACGGAGGAGAUGCGCCAGAAGCGAGCGUACCAGCAACAUGUGGACGAAAUGGUGAGGUGUGGCAUGAGCAUGAUGCAACAGCCUGGAGAUGCGGCUCACGCUGCGCAGCAGCCGCGACCGAUGGCGUCCAUGAAGCAGAAGCAGCAGCAACCAUACUUUGGCGAUGGAGUCAAUAAUCAUCGUGUGGCCCCUCAGUUCCUGCCUUGCAACAAUCAAUCAGUCCAAGUUCAGAAUUGGCAGUGCAGUUGGGCGGUCCCAGCUGAUUCUGGCGCGACGACGGUGCCGGCGACGGUCAAGGCGAAGGAGGUUGCAGAGACUGGGGCCGCAAACGAGGGGGCCGACGUCAAUGGGGAUUGCAACAGUGAUAGUGAGAAGCGCUCUGUGGAGGCUGAGACCAAGGGUGUGUUUCCUUGAGCCCUGGAUUAUGAGAAAAAUAAAACUGUUGUGAGCCGUGAGCUGAGAGUCAUGAAAAAGCUGUAAGUUGUUUUUUUUUUUUUUGCGGGUGAAAAGCUGUAAGUUGUUUGAUUGAAACAACCGUGAAACUAGAGAUUUGACAUGAAUUGUCUGCAAUGAAAGAAUAUGUUUAUAUGUUAA
Molecule: messenger RNA, 1670 nt
Organism: Triticum aestivum (bread wheat)
Lineage: Eukaryota; Viridiplantae; Streptophyta; Magnoliopsida; Poales; Poaceae
Exons: 3
Coding region: 117-1490 (457 amino acids)
Biological process (GO): regulation of DNA-templated transcription
Molecular function (GO): DNA binding
Source: RefSeq, a predicted model, not a curated record